AUGCCGUCUCUCGAAGACCUUCGGAUCAUUCUUUCUGUGUUGAGGGAAAACUAUUGGCCUUACGUCGCUCGCGUACUCGAGAAUUCAGCUAGUAGUCCGCUAUUCGACCUUGUUAACCCCAACUACCUGACUCUCCCUACAUCCUCCAAAGACCUGCAACAGCGCAUCAGGUAUAAUUUCAUUCGAUUUCACGCCGCCUACAUCGUCAUUGUUACUUUCGGUCUCUUUGCCAAGCACUGGCAUGUAGCUGCUGCUGCGACGAUGAUCCACAAGCUAGGCACUUUUAUGACCAGUUUUGGUCGUGGAGACGCUUCUCUGCAGGCCGACACUGAUCAGAGUGGAAUUCCCAGAUAUGCACAUAAUCUCGUGCGUGGUAUCUGGCUUUCAUCAUGCCUGUGGUUUUUUUCGUCAUUGUACAGCAUGAUGACUACUACGCUGCAAUUUGCGAUGGUAUUUGCGGUUCACGCGGUGAUGCUGAACUCGAAGGCAAGGCUGGUGGAGAAGCAGUCUUGA
This is a messenger RNA of Colletotrichum destructivum, 513 nucleotides long. Its product is annotated as Putative prenylated rab acceptor PRA1. Lineage: Eukaryota; Fungi; Ascomycota; Sordariomycetes; Glomerellales; Glomerellaceae. Bases 1 to 513 code for a protein of 170 amino acids. The record is from RefSeq and is a predicted model, not a curated record. The transcript has a single exon.